CCUAUGAAAUUGACAAAAGCCAUGAAGAAGCUCAAGUUCUGGUCAAAAAAGAAGAAGAAAAAGAGAGUUCCUCUCCUUGAGCGACCACCAUCACCGCCACCACCAAUCCUCCCAUGCUAUUACCACUGCCCUUAUAAUUACCCAGUUCAGCCGUCUGCACCGCCCUUGCCACCUUGGUUCGAGUACGUGCAGCCAUAUGAUGACUCAAUUUACACAACAGAGCAAGUUUCAGGUUCAACAUCAGACAAUUCAAAUCAACCUAAUGGUAGUACUAUUUCUCAGCACAUCGAUAAUGUUGGUGAAAUCAAUCAACCAAAACCAACACUGUCAGAUCAUAGUUUGCCUCAACAGUAUAUGGUUCAGAAUCAAGUGUAUGGCAUACCUGUAAGAACAGAGAGAGCUGGUGGAGCUUUUGGAUGUGUGAUCAAUUUUGGAGCUCAUUUGUUCCGUUGCUUCUUUCCUUGCUUCCAUAUUCGAGAACUGAAGUAAGCUGUAUAAUGGACUCAGCAAAGCUAAGAUUUGGUUUGUCAUUGCAUUUGCCUCUAUCUGGAAACUCUCUCAGUAUUGUUGGCAACAUACUUUUAAUAUAUUUAAUAGCAAGUAAUAAAACAGUUGUAUAAAUAUAUGGAUGGUAAGGUUGUUUUCUUAUUUAUGAAGGUGAAUAUUGUCAUGUAUCAUAGCCAUAUUUCUCAAAUAAUGUA
Messenger RNA from Solanum stenotomum, 701 nucleotides. RefSeq lists its product as uncharacterized. The record is from RefSeq and is a predicted model, not a curated record. The transcript has a single exon. The coding region runs from base 4 to 489 and encodes 161 amino acids. NCBI's taxonomy places the organism in Eukaryota, Viridiplantae, Streptophyta, Magnoliopsida, Solanales, Solanaceae.